GAGGUGACAGUUUGUCAGAGGCCGAUGGGGAGGAGAAAGUGGUGCCCGUUGCCGUUCUCAUUCGCGGCGACACCAGGGCUGGAGCUCGGGCCUGUGGCAGGCGACCCGCGGGCUCCGGGCCUACAUCCCGGCCGCUCCCAGCCGGCCGCCGGCUUCCCGCGCUCCGGCCGCUUUCUGCAACAACGCGGGAGGAAGCGGCGCGCGGCACAGGAUCAUGGAUUUUCCAGGGCACUUUGAGCAAGUUUUUCAGCAGCUGAACUAUCAGCGACUACAUGGACAACUCUGUGACUGUGUGAUUGUUGUUGGGAGCCGACAUUUCAAAGCUCAUCGCUCUGUGCUUGCAGCAUGCAGCACCCACUUUCGAGCUCUCUUUACUGUCCCUGAGACUGAUCAAUCACUGAACAUGGUUCAGCUUGACAGUGAAGUGGUCACGGCAGAGGCUUUUGCGGCCCUUGUUGAAAUGAUGUACACAUCCACGCUAAUGCUGGGAGAGAGUAAUGUCAUGGACGUGCUUUUAGCAGCUUCCCACCUCCACCUGAAUUCUGUGGUGAAGGCUUGCAAACAUUACUUAACAACCAGGACUGUACCUAUGUCCCCUACAAGUGAAAGGCUUCAAGAACAAAAUGCUCGUAUGCAGAGGUCGUUUCUGCUUCAGCAGCUAGGUUUGAGCUUAGUAAAUUCUGCCCUCAGCUCCAGUCAGACGAUGGAUGAGCAAGUUGGUGUGAACUCAUCGCUGCGCCACCACUUGGAGGAUCAGUCGACUGCGUUUCCUGUCAGGCGUCUGCAGAAAAGGAAAGCCAUUCCUGAUGAAAGAUCAAAGCAAAGGAUAAGACCUUCCAUGGAUGAAUCUAUCAUCACUGAAGGGACAUCAGACAAUGGGCAAGCUGUGGUACAUACUUGUGAGGAACUGUUUACACCAGACUCCCUGAAAUUGGGAGAUGGCUCAAAAACUGAUACAAGUGUUGAAAACCAGGUGGAAAAUGCUAUGAUUUUUGAGCAGGCCUUUAGCACACCAGAAGAUAAUCAGGUGCCCAGUCAGUCAGACAAAGGAGUAAGCCAUUCACAAGUAUCUGUGGCUUCUCAAGCAAGUCACAUCGAAACUGGUUUCAACCAAGAGUCUGCAAAUGAGAAAUCAGAUUUUCAUUCUGAGACUACAGAACUUCACAUAAAUGGAAAUGAGGAACAGGUCCGAAUUGUUGUGAAGGCUGAACCACUGAGUUCACCUGAUCCUCAAGACGAGACGAGUGAUGCUGCUUCACAGGCUGAAGGUAGUGAGUCAGUGGAGGUGGAAGGAGGAAUGCCUAGUGCAGAAAAACUGGAGCUUAGUCCAGAGAGCAGUGACCGAAGUUUUUCUGAUCCUCAAUCUAGUACAGACAGGGUCACUGACAUACACAUUCUAGAAUCUGCAAACACAGACACAAAAGCUCCCUUUCAUAUUUCCACCUUUUUGAAUAAGAACCGAACAAGCAGCUUCAGUGGGGGCCAAAAUGCAGAUGACAACCUUCCGAACACAACAAGUGAUGGUAGAAUGGAGAGUGAAGCUACUUACUUAAUGAGCCCAGUGUCUAGUGUUUCUGCUGGUGUCAAUUCAACAAUGGUAGCAACUCGAAUGGAGAAUCCCUUUAAUGACAAUACUGAUUCUCAUUUCAUGCGACCUAUGCAGGACUUGUUGGGCCUAUCAUGUGGGCAGUCUUCAGAGUACAAAACUGGGGGAGAACCAUUCAGAUUGGAAUUUCCCAGGCCCAGCUCUGGAUUGCAUUCACUUUCCAGACAAUCAAUCAUUUCAUCACGAGGAGGAGCCAGUAAUUUCCCAGGUUAUCGCCGCAUUGCCCCAAAAAUGCCCAUAGUGACCUCUGUUGGCGAUGGAGGUUCUGGAUCACAAGACGCUGGCUCUACUUCUCAGGUCCGAAUAUUAAAUAGUACCUCUUCUACUUUUGAAAAUAAUCAUUCUUUGCAGUCAGGCCCUCCGCAGCUGACACGGGCAUCUGCAGAUGUACUUUCAAAGUGUAAGAAAGCCAUGUCAGAACACAAUGUAUUGGUGGUGGAAGGUGCCCGUAAAUAUGCUUGUAAAAUUUGCUGCAAGACAUUUUUAACGUUAACGGAUUGCAAGAAACACAUUCGUGUUCACACUGGAGAGAAGCCCUAUGCAUGUUUAAAAUGUGGCAAAAGAUUCAGUCAAUCGAGUCACUUAUACAAGCAUUCUAAAACCACCUGCUUGAGAUGGCAUGGCAGCAACUUGCCAAGUACUCUACUUUGAGAUAGACAUUCAGCAUACUUUGUAUUUGCUGCUGUAAAGGGUGCUGACUUUUUUUUAAAAAAGGAGCUCUUGUAAGGUGAACAAGAUGAAAACAGACUUUUAAUUUGCAAUUAACAGCAAAGUGUCAGUAAGGUGCCGAGUUCAGGGCAAAUUAAAUUUUGUAGAAUUUAGUAACUGUAAAAUAUAUGUACUGCACUUUUCUAUGCUGUUCAGCUAUUUUAUUUCAGUAGUUGCUGACUAACCAAAAUCUGCAAAGUGAUUAGCACAGAAUUGUCUGUUUGUGUAUUUUCUGAAAGUAUAGCUUGUGCUUUAUCUAGAAGAUGUAUAAAUCAAGAAGCAAAGGAGACCUGUAGGCUGAAUAAUGUUGAC
This is a messenger RNA of Pristis pectinata (smalltooth sawfish), 2626 nucleotides long. Its product is annotated as zinc finger and BTB domain-containing protein 5. Gene Ontology annotation, biological process: regulation of transcription by RNA polymerase II. Lineage: Eukaryota; Metazoa; Chordata; Chondrichthyes; Rhinopristiformes; Pristidae. Gene Ontology annotation, cellular component: nucleus. Gene Ontology annotation, molecular function: DNA-binding transcription factor activity, RNA polymerase II-specific; RNA polymerase II cis-regulatory region sequence-specific DNA binding; protein binding. The transcript has 2 exons. Bases 215 to 2257 code for a protein of 680 amino acids. The record is from RefSeq and is a predicted model, not a curated record.